Racocetra persica is the source of this 603-nucleotide messenger RNA. Lineage: Eukaryota; Fungi; Glomeromycota; Glomeromycetes; Diversisporales; Gigasporaceae. The record is from the annotation of a GenBank genome assembly.
AAAACUAAAUAUGAAGAAGCCGAGGGGACUUUAUCUGAUAAAAGUUCAGAACAUGACGAUAUAAAAAACGGUACCCUUCCCUCUGAAGAAAGUAUAAUUGAAAAGACUGAGAGUGCACCAACUAUCAAUUACAUUUUAUCAAACGAUAUUAGUAAGCUCAGAGAAACACAUGAUGAGGAUAUCGAUAGCUACCAACCUUUGUAUAGGUCAUUGGUUGAUACCUUAGAAGAAGUAUCAGUCGAAUAUGAUGAAUCUGAUGCGGAUUCAAUAUAUGAUAGUAGAAAUAAUAAACAGUUACUUAACUCUAUAGAUACCUCAAUAGACAGUGAUGAAUCUGAUGCUACAGAUAAUGUAAAUUAUGUUUUAGAAGAUAUGUCCUCUGACUUUGAGGGUUUUGAAACUCAAACACAUAAACAUUAUGUGCCUCUUUGUAUAAAACAAACACCAUCUACUUAUGAAGCAACUAAAAUGGCAUUUACUAUUUCUCUAUUAAUCCAUCUAGAGCAUAUUUUAAACAACCUAGCACUUAUGCCAAAAAUGUAUUUUGGCACCGGUGUUAUAACAAAUGAAAAGCAAGAAUUUUGGUAUGGCAAAUUAUGGUAA